AUGAAGUUUCUUACCUCAGCGAUUGUUGCCUCCACGGCAGCGUCAUUUGCCACAGCUGAGAAUUUCACGUCUGUCGAUCUCGAGCCCCCUCUCGACUGGGUUGUAGGAAGCUACUUGUGGCCUACGGAGAUCAUUGCUGGGUACAACGCUCUUGUCGAUGACACCGACUGGACUGACGCCACCUGGGAUGCCUAUGUCCUCGCCGAGUGCGAGACCUACACUGCGUGCACUUCCUCCAUCUCGUGGCAAGGAACGAACAGCGGCUCGGACGGUGGCAGCAGGUAUUGGUACGGAUACGUUUUCCGGGGUGGCCCUACCAACGAGUCCUUCUACGUUCGAGAUACAGACGAGGCAUCGAACGUCACCUUGUCUUCAGCCUGGACAAUUGUGGAGUGA
This is a messenger RNA of Cryphonectria parasitica EP155, 396 nucleotides long. RefSeq lists its product as uncharacterized. The coding region runs from base 1 to 396 and encodes 131 amino acids. The record is from RefSeq and is a predicted model, not a curated record. The transcript has 3 exons. Lineage: Eukaryota; Fungi; Ascomycota; Sordariomycetes; Diaporthales; Cryphonectriaceae.